Molecule: messenger RNA, 12235 nt
Organism: Eublepharis macularius
Lineage: Eukaryota; Metazoa; Chordata; Lepidosauria; Squamata; Eublepharidae
Gene: PEAK1
Product: pseudopodium enriched atypical kinase 1
Exons: 7
Coding region: 370-5685 (1771 amino acids)
Biological process (GO): protein phosphorylation
Cellular component (GO): focal adhesion; actin cytoskeleton
Molecular function (GO): protein kinase activity; ATP binding
Source: RefSeq, a predicted model, not a curated record
AGCGAGCGGACGGGCUGCAUUUCCUCCGACGGAGAAGUAGCGGAAAGAAAUAUAUAUAUUUUCCUUCUCCCUCGCAUCGUUGAGAAAACAUUGCUUUACUGAUCUAUGGUGACAUACCAAGAAAAAGGACCUGACUGGGAUCACUCACGCAUACUCUUAACUUUGCAAGAGCAUUUAGUGUCUGCGGUAUCGGAAGGUCUUAUGAGACGACCCGUUGGCACAGGGAUGCAUACGGUUCCUGCUUCAGACUUUAAUGGACGGACAGAAUUUGAUUAUGCAGCCAAGAUAAGCAAAGUGGAAACGAACGAGUGAUUGUCUUACCAUGCACUGAACAAAUCCGAGCAUCAGGUGCUAAGCCCUGGGGGGAAAAUGUCUGCUUGCAAUGCCUUCACUGAACACGUCUGGAAACCUGGUGAAUGUAAAAACUGCUUCAAGCCAAAAAGUUUGCACCACCUGCCUCUGGCCUCUGAAGAACCUCGAGCUCCGAAUACAAACCCGAAAACCAGUGCGAGCAGCCAGCGAGCGAAGAACACAGGAAGUUUCCGCCCUCCUGUGGCCAAAAAACCAACGAUAGCUGUGAAGCCCACCAUGAUGGUGACAGACGGUCAGGGUGUGUGCGGCGAGGUCAGCUCGCCAGAUCCUUGUGAGAAUAAGCCAGCUGUGAUAGGGUGGAACCAAAACAGGGCAGUCAUGAACAAAAAACCACUGAAUAAUAACAAUGAAGAAGAAAUGGAAGGUUACAGCCAAGUUCGUAGACCUUAUGGGAACAGCGAUGGUGUAGGUAAGGUUCCAAAGAACAGCAAUGGGUUGACUGAAGUGUUGAAAGAAAUUGCGGGCUUGGAUACCCCAUCUCAUCUAACAGGAAGUGAAAUGAGUUCAAGGGAAGCGUUCUUGGGAAGAAUUAAUAAUUGCUAUAAGAAGUCUUUAGAGAGAAAGAUCCCUCCGAGUUGCAUGAUGGGUGGAAUGAAGGACUCCCAUAAUAAGCAUGUUGUUCUGAGUGGGAGCGCUGAUGUCAUAAGCAAUGAAGGUGGCCGUUUCUGUUACCCAGAAUUCUCCAGUGGGGAUGAGAGUGAGGAUGACAUGUUUUUUAGCCACAUGCAAGAAGACCAUGAAAGUUGGGAUGAAAGUGAUGAGGAGUUACUCGCGAUGGAAAUUCGCAUGAGAGGACAGCCACGCUUUGCUAAUUUUAGAGCGAACACCCUGUCACCUGUCCGGUUUUCUGUUGACAAAAAAUGGAACACAGUUCCUUUAAGGAACAAGUCUCUCCAGAGGUUUUGUGCCGUAGACUAUGAUGAUAGCUAUGAUGAAAUAUUGAACGGUUAUGGAGAAGACCCCGUGAUCUUUUAUGGGCCAGAAAGCAUACAAAGCAUGGUGUCAUCCAAUUCGACUUCUCCUGAUUCUUCUUUGACCGAAGAGUCUCGUUCUGGGACAACCAGCAGUUCUUCUCAAAGACUCUGCAAUGGUGGAUUAUCUCCCAGUACUCCUAAAGAUAUCAAAUUAAUUGAGGAAGGAUAUGAAAGUUUUGGUGAUGAUCAGCAGGUAAAAAUGACAGCUAAAAGCCCUCAAAAUGCUACCAAACCUUCAGAAACUCAUAAAGCUGUCCUUGCUCUUAGACUAGAAGAAAAAGAUGGUAAGAUCGCUGUCCAAAGUGAUAAGCAAGAAUGCAAAAGUCCUUCAGAUAAGUCGGGUCAAACAACGGUUUCAAAUAUGCUCCCGCUUGAAGAGCAAGCAAAGCCUUACAGAGUCGUGAACAUGGAACAACCGAUGUGCAAGCCAUACACUGUAGUGGAUGUAUCAGCAGCCAUGACACACGAAUGUACAGAGAAUCAGACAAGAAGCAUAGAUACAAAAAUUACUCCGUCUCACCCAAAUCCAUCAGAUACUGCCAGUACAAAUAUUACAUCUCAAUCAGUAUCAUCUGGUCAAGUAAAUACCAAUAUUAAAAAAUCUAGUGCUGUCCAAUACCAGGAAGUUUGGACUUCCAGUACUAGCCUACGUCAAAAAGUACCUAAAAUAGAGCUAAUUGCUAAUACUCCAGGAUCUUCUGUGCCUCCAAGGAAGAGCAGCCACAAAUCUGCCCCUACUUCACCAACAUCAACAAAUAUUUCUACAAAAAUGAUCCCCGUAAAGUCCCCUAACCUGUCUGAAAUAAAAUUCAACAGUUACAAUAAUGCUGGUAUGCCUCCCUUCCCAAUUAUUAUCCAUGACGAGCCGACAUAUGCUAGAAGUUCCAAGAACGCAAUCAAAGUUCCUAUUGUAAUAAAUCCGAAUGCGUACGAUAAUUUAGCUAUCUAUAAAAGUUUUCUAGGGACUAGUGGAGAGCUCUCUGUUAAAGAUAAAACUACUAGUGUGAUAAGCCACACAUAUGAAGAAAUAGAAACAGAAAACAAUGUGUCUGAAUCUAUAGCUGGCAAAUCAGAAUAUUCCCAAGCCAAAGGGAUCACUAAUAGCACCGAGAGAAGGCUAGGUUCAGUAGCCCAAAAGGUUCAAGAGUUCAACAGCUGUCUUGGUAAAGGUCAGACUUCACCAAAAAGUUCUGGCCACAGUUCCCCUACAAAGAUCCAAAGAGCCAUUCAAGAGCCUGCAGCCAAACUCGAAGAGGCCCAGGAGACGCUGAGCAGCAGUCGUGAAAAUGCUGGUACAGUGCUGUCCCAGAUCGUGGCUUCUAUUCAGCCUCCACUGUCUCCCCCAGAAAUACCUCAAGCUGCACCUAAGUCUUGCAGUGUAGAAGAACUGUAUUCGCUGCCCCCUGAUGCUGAUGCAGGUAAAAGCAUCCCAGUACGACCCAAAUCUCUCUUUACUGCACAGUCUUGCCCUGAUGCUGAGGGAGUCAAAUCCACAGAAAUGUUACAGAAGGAAACCUUGUCAAAGUCACCUGUCAUACAGUCCUCAAAGCCAUUGGUAGUUCCUCAGAAUACUAUAAGUCCCCAGAGUGAGCAGACUCCCCCAUUCCCUCCUCCACGUUCUACAUCCUCACCUUACCAUGCUAGCAAAGUGUUGCAGAGGCAUUUCAGUAACUGGACCAAACCCAUGAGCCCCACUAGAUCCACAGAGGCUGAAUCCGUGUUGCAUUCAGAGGGCAGACGCACUGUUGAUGCAAAGCCCAAACGGUGGAUAUCGUUUAAGAGUUUCUUCCGGCGUAGAAAGACUGAAGAUGAGGAAGAGAGGGAGAGAGAGAAGGGGAAACUAGUGGGCCUGGAUGGAACUGUGAUUCACAUGCUCCCACCACCACCUGCUCAACGCCAGAAUUGGUUCAGUGAGUCAAAAACCGAUUCUGGUGAGAAACCAUCAAUUGUUUUUAUGUUUAAAUGUGAACAAGCAAAGCUAGAGGCAAGAUCUGACCGCAGCAAGACUGAGGUGGAGUCUGCAGUUGAUGAAGCUGAAAAAAAAGACAGGUGGGAAAGGGAGAGGUCUCCUGAGAUCUCAGAAGAUAACCUGAAGAGUCAUUCGUCUGCAUCUCAAAUUCCAAAGGAAAUUCUUAGCUCAGCAGACCCCAGUGGAAUAAAUGCUUCGCCAGAGUUUCGAGACAUGAUUAAAAGGUUCAAGAAGGCUCUAAGAGAAUUUCCUUUAAUGGGGAACUGUGUGAGUGAGUAUAGUGGUCAAGUGCCUGAUGAGUCCACGGUGGAAAACAUGUCCCCUUGCAUUCCACGAUCUGCAUUUGAAAAGCAGGCAAGUGGCAGUAACGCUUUAGCCAUUCCACUGUCCCCUCCAGAAAUACUGCAAGGGGAAGAUGAAAGAGAAGAAAUGUCUGAUUCUUCUGACAUGAGCGCCUGCAGUGCUACAUAUAGUAACUUGGGGCAAUCCAGAGCAGCUAUGAUACCUCCAAAACAGCCACGGCAACCAAAGGGGGCAUUGGAUGAUGCCAUUGCUUUUGGGGGAAUAUCUGAUCCUGACAUGGCAGCCAGUAUACAUCCAACGCCACCUCCGCUGCCAAAGAAAACUAUUCUAAGAGCUCACACAGAACCGCUUCCAAAAGAACUCCAGAAACAGGCUCUGGAAAGCAGCCUGUGUGUUAUGGCCAACCCCACCUACGACAUCGACAGCCGCUGGGAAGCAGGCAGCGCCUGCUCUUCCGUCAGCUCGGAGCUCAAAGUCGUGGAUGACGAGUCAGGAGAUUCCUUAGAGAGGCCUCCUGGGAAAGGACGAGCAGCUGCAUUAGCAGCCAACAGCUUUUCUAGCCACGCUGCGCUCAGUAUUAAGGACAGGGGUUCCAACAGCACAGAGUCUCUGUCAGGAAGGCCCGCUGCCUAUAGCAAGCAUGGCCGAGCUGUCCAGAAGCCCCAGAGACAAGCACUUUAUCGAGGAAUUGAAAACAGAGAAGAAGUGGUGAACAAAAUCAGAAGCCUUCACGCCGACUCCCUGAAGAAAUUAUCUGUCAAGUGUGAGGACCUUUUCAUGGCCGGACAGAAGGAUCAGCUUCGGUUUGGGGUUGAUAGCUGGUCAGACUUCCGAUUAACCAGCGACAGGCCGUGCUGUGAGGCAGGGGAUGCUGUCUACUACCCAGCUUCGUACGCAAAAGAUCCACUCAACAACUAUGCAGUCAAGAUUUGUAAAAGCAAAGCUAAAGAAUCCCAACAGUAUUACCACAGCUUGGCCAUCCGCCAGAGCUUGGCUAUUCAUUUUAACAUACAGCAGGACUGUGGCCAUUUCUUAGCCGAUGUGCCCGUUCGGCUCCUUCCGUGGGAGGAUCCUGACUCUCCAGAGGAAGAAGAGCAGGAAGAAAGUGAGCAGCGGGCCCACGAGAGCCCUUCUGAUGCAGAAGCAUCACAGAAAGACAGCUCAAGCGCACCAGGAACGGUCAGCAAGCAGCGCAGCAGAGUUGUCGUCAUCACCCGUGAGGUUCCCUACCUGACGGUGGCAGAUUUUGUACAGUCGUCUUCAGAACGCCACAGAAGCAACCCAGACUUGUACGAAAGACAAGUGUGUUUCCUCCUCUUGCAGUUGUGUUCUGGCUUAGAGCACCUGAAGCCCUAUCACAUUACACAUUGUGACCUGCGCUUGGAGAAUCUUCUGCAGGUGGACUACAAGCCUGGGGGGAGCCUUCUGAACUCUGAGCCUGUGGAGCCCAACCCCAGUGCCGCUUGCCCGGCCAGGCUCCUUGUGAGCAAUUUUUCUCAAGCCAAGCAAAAGAGCCACAUGGUAGAUCCAGAAGUCCUAAAGGAUCAGUCCCGCCUUGCCCCAGAGAUCAUCACAGCCACGCAGUAUAAAAAAUGCGAUGAGUUUCAGACUGGCAUCCUCAUUUAUGAAAUGUUGCACCUGCCCAACCCCUUCGAUGAAAAUCCAGAGCUGAAGGAGAAAGAGUACACCUGCUCUGACCUGCCCAGGAUCCCUUGCCGUUCUCUCUACUCCCUGGGGCUUCAGCAGUUGGCAAACUGCCUGCUAAAUCCCAACCCCUCAGAAAGGAUCCUUAUAUCCGAGGCCAAGGGAGUCCUUCAGUGUUUGCUAUGGGGCCCUCGUGAGGAUGUGUUUCAGACUCUCAACGCCUCUUGCAGGCCAGCACAAAGGGAGACUGUGCUCCAGAACUGGCUGGACAUCAAACGGACGCUGUUGAUGAUCAAGUUUGCUGAAAAGUCUUUGGACAGGGAAUGCAGAGUCAGCCUUGAAGACUGGCUUUGUUGUCAGUAUCUGGCUUUUGCCACUACAGACUCACUCGAUCGCGUGGUGAAAAUCAUGCAGCAGCACUAGCUUGUGUGAGCUGCAGCUUUUGACUUCAACACCCCCCUUACCCACUCCUUUCUCCAGCAAGCGCUAAAAUUCUAUCUAGCAAUCAAGGUCACCAAGACUGAGCAAACAGAUCUCAGUGGGAAGCUCUGUUUCCUGUCAGAGGUGUAAAAGGAGACUUGUACUGGUCUGAGGCCCCAUCACCUCCUAUAGUGGGUGGUAUGAUGAAACAAGGAAAGGUGGAGACAUUGAAAAGGAAACCACUAUUUCUGAGAUCCCUGUUCAGAAGAACGCUCUGUGAUGGUGGUACCAAGCCACUGCAUUAAGGUCCAUGUGCUGCAUAUGGCAGCGUCCAGUGAACUACAAAUAGGAAUAAGAUGAAUGAGUUGUCAGAACCUAAAUGCUUUUCACAAGGUGGGGCUUCUGCCACAUUCCCUAUGAGAGGCUGUCAGCCCCAAAUGACUCAGCCCGUACCAGUCUCACUUCCUUGAAAAGCAGCUCUGAUUCUCCCCCCCCACCCCCUCCCCACGAGGAAGCACUCUGGACUGCUAGUGAGUUAUAGUCAGCUGCAUCCUGAUCAAGUUGCCUCCCCUUUCCUUUAGCUCUUGAGACAACACAUGACAUGCAAGUUACGUUUUGUAAAAAAGUGACAAACCCCCCAGUCUUAAGCGAUUGUAUUUUUGAAUGGAGGUGCAUUCAGGAAGGGGGUGCUCAAAUCUACUUGCCAAGAGUUCCAGAGUUACAUAAUGUAUUUUGCCCUUCUUUUUACCCCUCCUCAACCCUCGGUUUGAUUGGGCAGCAGUCAUCAAUAUGGAGUAUUCCCAAUAAAAGCCAAGAGUGUGUCUUUCUCUUUUGGCCAACCUAUCUGAUGCACUAGUCCUGCUUGGGGUUAUCGAUGGACUGUUAAUUAUAACCACUUUAACCAAGAGCAGUGCCGGGAACCAGAGGACAACAGAAGCAAACACAUUUUAGAAGCAGUUAUACCUUCUCCUAUCAGGUGGGCAUAUAUCCUAAAUCAGGGGCGCAAAAGUAUUGGCUUUCUGUGCCUGCCUUGCAUUUAGUUUUGCCUGGCCACGCUGUUUCGCACUGUAAGAUGGAAGCUUGUUGUGCUGGCAGAUGCCAACAUGGCUUAGAGUUCGUUAUGGUGUCACAAAUAAGCUAUGCUGCUAGAGAAGGUUUACCUACAGAUGUGGUUUUCCUGAGGGCCAGGGAGAGCACCAUCUGCUUGAUGGCUAAUAUUUGUCCAGUUUAGUUUCCCCUUCAGGAGUAUUUGGCGACAUAGAUGCUUCCGAGGAGCCCGUGUUAGGAUAUUUCUAGCUGUUACUGCCAAUCACUUAAAAUGCCACGGCUGUCAGCAUCGUUCUGGUGACUCUGAAAGAGUCGCUGCAUACUAAGGAGACACUGAGUAAACAAAUCCAACUGCCUGAAGGAGUGUUUGGCCUGUAGACAUCCCUGCUGGCUUCCUUUCCUAAUACAGAGGCCUUUUCCUGUGGAAGCAUGACAGCUCUCUCUCCUACACCUGAUCUCUUUGCUCAGUAAUUGUUAGGCUUCCUUUGAGUUACCUCUGAAUGACAGAGCUGCAGCCAAGUAUUGAAUUCCUACAGCUGGGGACAGUUGUUUGUUGAAAAGUGGACACCUCUUGCGCAGAGCCUGUGCUGCUGCUCCUCUUUCUCCUAUGGAUAUAUGUGCAAUUUUUGGAUGUAUUAUAUGAAAAGCUGUGUUUAGUGUUUACGUUGCAUAACUGAUUUACCUGUAUGCUAGACCUAUCCCCUUCCUUUCAUGGCACAUAGAUGCACAAAGUUACAUGUGCUGUUUCUCUGGAUUGCUGUUUCCUUUAUCGUUAAACUGUGACUAACCUGUUUACUUCAGCCUUGGAAACAAAUAAGCCACUUUGAAUUGCGUGUGCAUGUUUGGACCAGCCCCCCUUUGAGAGGUCGGCAGCCAGCUUUGUCCUCUUGCAGCAGGGCACAGCUAUCUUGCUGAUUCCUGGUUUACGGAAACCCCUUCUAUUUCUCGUGCAAGUGGUCUAUAGGGUUUGUGGUGGUCUCUCUAAAUGCGUGGAUCUUCCUGCUUCAGUAUCUACCAGGUUGUGGAAUGCUGGAGAAGGAUCAGACAAGGUUAAGGGCAGUAUGUGUGACGAGCGUCCUGACGUACUUCAGACAAAAGGACAACAUUGUUUGCAAGCCAGGACAGCUUUCAGAAUGCAAAAAAAAAAAGCACACGAAAGCCCAAGAUGCGAGGCAUGGUUUUGUGAUCCGUGUGGCUUCCUGAAAGGUUCUACAGACUCUAGGCGGUGUCUUUUACAGAGGCUUACACAAACAUGACAUAUAGCCAUGCUUUAUUCGGGAAGGGGUGGGGAAAGGAGAAAUGCCUCCCGGUAUGAACAAGUUGCUCCCCUGCCCCUCACCCUAAUUGCGUGAGGGUGCUCCUCAGUUUUAUAUAUGCUUUUAACUAAUAUCUCUGUGCACACAAAGUUCUCAUUUAGCCAGCCUUUGACACUUAGCUACACAUGGACUACUGAGCCCUGCGGUAGGCACAUUCCACCAGGCAUCUUUUAGUGUAUAAUGUGCGCUUCAAACCUCUUCCUUGUUGACAUGCACAUGCAAAAGUACACUCUUGAAUGUUUUGCGUAUUUUAUGCAGCAGGACCCAAACCGUUGUAGCUGGUUUCCUAGCUCUGAUUUCCAUUUUGUAUUUUGGUGGUAACAUUUAAACCAGUAUUAGCAUUCUGCGCUUCAGGCAAGCUUGUUCACUGCCAUCUCUUUGCCAUGUAGUUCUGGAUGACUGUUGUUAAUGAAGGAUGGUCAUGUGAGUGCUGUGUAGUGGGGGGGCGGCUUCCAUCUUGGAUGUCUCUUUGCAGACAUCCUAGAACAGCUGUAUUCAAUUGGUGGAAGCCUCCUGUCUUAAUGAAGAGCCACACCAAACUGAUGCCCAGGAAAGAACCUGGGACAAAAUAUUGUUACAGCCUAAUUUCUAAUCCUUGUUUCCCUUGUAAUUGGAGGUCACAAGGCAUCAGGAAUGGAGCCUUAGGUACGGAGAGCCCCAUUCAUAGGCUUUGCAGUUUGAAUAAUUCAGCCUUUUUUAGUUGAGCUCACCCACAGUUCAAAGAUUGUCAUUCUCAAAUAGCCAUACUGUUUUGUAAAUAUAUAUAUAUGUUCUGUAUAUAUUUACUGAUUGUAAAGAUAUAUAUUUUCAGAACCAGGCCAUUCAUUUUAGCACAAUAUAAACCAGUAGUAAACAGAGCUCUGGGAGAUUCCACAUUUUGAAAGAAUUUGAAUGUUGUUGUGCUGCUUGGAGCUUUGACGAAUCUUUUCUGGGGGGGUGGCCCUCUCAGCCUUGAUUUUAUUGCACAAUCAGUGCCUUGCCACAGAACUAAAGCUUUGGGAGGGAGGAUUCCCCAGUGGCCGCUGCCCUCCGUUAGCUACCAGCUGAUUAACAGUGCCCACAGUUUUGUUUUGUUUUUAAAAACUAUGAAAUGAAAGGACGCGUUCCCCACAAAGCUGAGUUGGCAGUUUUACAAAAAGAAUACAGUGUGAUGGCUCAGAUCCAUGAGUUCUCUGGAUAUCAUUAUAAAGUCAAAAGAAAAGUCUCGUGGCAGAUUUUUUUCCCCAAAACUGCAACUUCCAUGGAAGAAGAAACAGGCUGUGUUGACGUAGCUGUCUAGACAGCGUAGAAUUAGGAAGCCCUGUUGCUCUGACAAUCUUAUUCAGACUCCAGCCGGUAAAGGAGGCAAACUGUGCGCAAAGUCUGCAUGCUGACCUGCUCAGGAAGACUCUGGCCCACCUAUGCUCUGGUGCAAAACCUUGGAAGCAGAGGGAAAACAAGACUGCCAGAAAGUGGAGGUCUUCUAUUAAAGAUAAGUGAAGCCAUUCAGGUUUUCCAUCUGAAAUGAUAGGCCAUAGUGCACUCUUCAUUGUGCCAGAGAUAAGAGCAUUAGAAACCCCAACGAAUGAAUCUACUUGCGUAGGGCAUAGCCUCCUUAUUCCAUGUUUUAUCCCAACAUUUCCUGUCAGCUAGCCCCAGACACUGGAAUUUGCUGUUUGAAUUUUGCUUAAGGACAGCCAGGAGUUCCAUGCUUCAGUCAGCUAGCUCAGUACAGAGGUUCAAGCUUGCCUCUUACUCCAGCCCACUGCAGUAGAACAGAGCAAGAGUCCAGUAGCACCUGUAAGACCAACAAAAUCUGCGGUAGGGUAUGAACAUUCAUGAGUCACAGCCAGGGGUCAUUUCAUAGAAAAAGAGCUGGAGGAACUCAUUAGCAUAACUCAUUAGCAUAUGCCACACCUCUUGCCAUCACCGGAAGUGUGUCGUUCGUAUAAUUGAUUUGCAUAUGCCACACCCCCUGACAUCACCUAUCCUGGCUGUUUUGGACCCAAUCCUGGCCAUUCAGGGCCGAAAUUGGGCCCAAAAUGGCAAAAGGGGGCUGAAAAGAGGCCCAAAAUGGUCAGGAUCGGGCCUCUGAUGAGCGGGAGAGUGACCCACCACCUGUCAGAGGCCUGAUCUGGGCCGUUUCAGCCCCAACCCAGGCGGAAACGGGCCCAAAAUGGCUGAGAGUCAGGUGGGCGGGGCCACCUGACGUGACCUCUGGGGAACUGCAUUCCUGUGCGUUCCCCCUCGAAAUGAGCCCUGGUCACAACUCACUUCUUCAGCUCCCUGGUUUUCUUAUGCAAGCAGGGAAGGAUUGAAUGCGUUGUUCCCUUCAGAAGGCUUGUCUCAGUGAAUACAUGGAAAGUUUUGUUUCCAUGCAGCCUCUGGUCACCUGUCCCAUGGCCUUAAGGCAAGCCAUGCCUUUACAAGAGGUUAAUAAAGGGGGCUGCCUUGAGCCCCCGAAGACUCCGUUCCGCUCAGCUCUCACAUUGAUAAGGACGGAAUGUUCGGCUUGUCACAAAGGUAGCAAAUGAGGAUUAUCUCCUCCCUCAUAACUUCGUUAAUUGUACAGUGAUUUGAAAGCUCGUGGUGGUGCCUUUUCUGAGAUUAGUGAAAUCCAAAGUACAUAGGAGUCAGCGGUAGCUUAUCAACCAGUUCUCUACUUGAGAAAUGCAUACAACAAAAUGCCUAACGGACUCUGAGCAGGGUUCAGACCUAAAACACAGACGGGGCUAGCAAGAGCAGGCCAGAUUCUCAAAUAUUGGUCACCAGAAGCAGGUUUCACUAGCAACCAAAUGUUGUUCCCCAAAUGCAGCCCUUUGCCUCCAAGUCCCGUGUAAGUAAAUGGUUGUGAUUUACUCCUGUGGAAGAAAGAUAAAGCACUGUACUUGGCGGUGUUUUAAGUCGAGGCAAAGCCUGCUCAGGUGGUCUCACUAGAAGGGAUCCUGGAGGCAGAAGAUGCACUGUUUACUCCCUCCAUGGGCCCCUGGACUGUCCAGCCACCCAGAAUACACUGCGCCCAUCAGCACUGUAGGCAUUGUGUUCUUUAGGAAAUUGGAGGGGGGGACGGGAUUCUCAAGAGAUGUGCUGAAGAAUUUUCACUGUGCCAGGGCUGUAGCUGCUAAAGACCCCUCCAUGCUGGAGAGCAGUGCCUCUGCCAAGCUGUUUUUGGAGUAUUGCAGUUGAAUUUGUAGUUGGAGGCAUCUCUAAGUUUUGUUUUUUACGCAAAACAUCAACCCAGCGGCACAAUCUGCAGCCCAGUCCUAUGCCAAAGUUGAUUUCAGUGGGACUUUGGCCUCACUUAGCUCUGCAUCGGAUUGCACCUUUUUUUAAAACACCGCAGAACUUCAUGCUUGGGAGAGUAAUUGGAAAUUAUUUAAACUCCUAAGGAAACCUCCAGAAGUAUUUUGCUACUCCAUCCAGCUUCUGGUUGGAAAGCCCUCCCCUACAGCACAGGCAAUUGAGUCUCAAAGUGAGGGAGAACAGAUGGCAAUUCACAAAAUUGCCAACUACCUGAGCAUUUCCCUUUGUUCCAGUUGAUCUUCGCUUCCAGCUCCUUUGAUUAUCCCUCUAACCCAGAACAGUAGUUCAGUAAAGAUUGCAGUAUUUUAAUAGGGGGGGGGGAAUCAUGCAUGCCCAUAUUUUUAUAAAUGAAUUUUGAUGAUCCGCAGGCAUAAUCUGCUUCCCCCUCCCAUUUAUGAUCCGUAUGUAGAUUAUACAUAACGUAUAAUACGCAUACUAUUUGCUUGAAUUUUAAAAAUUCAUUAAGUAGAGAUCUCGUUCUGAAAUACCAGUUCAAAUGUACAAUGCUUUAACUUGAAUGUAGUCAGGCUUAGGAAGUUUUGUAGCUUUCACCAGGGGGCAGGGGUUGGUUUCAAAUUUAAUUAUGCUGAACAUUUUAAGUACAAGGAACAAAAGUGGGAAGAUCCUGCGCAGGUGCAGCUUGAUGUGGUCUCUCUUUACAAAUGCCUUGAGAUGGGAAUUUAACCAUUUUCUUUGCAAGACACCAUUCUGUUGGGUAAGCGGUGUGUUUGGAGUUCACUGCAUUGCUAUAUCCGGUGCUUCAUAUCUAUAUUUACACAUUUUUACAGAUACAAACUCCCAGCCUUCCUUCGUGUUUGGAUGGCAGUUACACUCCCCAGUUUGCUGUGGUACUUUGCUGUGUACUCUGUGGCAUCCAUGUUACUGUGUAAAUAAACUAGUUUCAUUAC